GCGCAUUGCGUAAAAGAAAGCUGACUGCCACACAGAGGGGAGAGGCAGUGACGGGCUAGUCAGCAGCCUCGCUACCCGAGAACGCAAGGUCGCUGCGGCGAAAGUGUUUCAGUUUUGCUGCUGCCUGGCCAUGCCAACGGACCGACACGGGGAUGUAUUAUUAUUUCAAUUGGCCUAAAAUGAGCGGUAAUGCAGCGGGUGUGGGAGGUGGGGCUGCUGGGAUACUGCACAGAACACUGGGCAGCGGGGGAGGAGGCUGCGGCGAGCUGGUCAACGGUGACGGAACCUGCGCUGCGGCUGCUACCGCCACUACCACAACUCUAGCGCAGUGCUCAGAAAGAGAAACCAGCGUCGCCGAGGCCCAAGCGUAUAACAAUCGGAAUAAUACUUCCUACAUCGAUGCAGACGUAACAGGGGAAAAUAAUGACGGGCAUGUUGUGAACAAUAUGGAUAAUGCUGAGGAGAACAGGGGGAGUGCGGAUUCGGGAGAAUAUGUGCUAGGUUGCCUCAGUGCAGUUAAUGGACAAGACGUUCAUCUGAAGGAAGCUGGUAGCAUUAAUAUUGAUCACAAACCCAGCGGCUCCCAGCACGGGGGCGGGCAUAGCUGUUUUAUGGCCGCUGCGUCGAGGAAGACUGCGAGCAGGCAGCAGCGGGGUAAUACUGGCACAAGUAAGAAUACGAACGGAGAGUCCAUCUCUGCCGAGAACGAAGGAAGCUCAUUGACAGCUACCGCUGAGAAUGGCUCUCGGAAGCCUGAUCUGACUGUCACUAAGCGCCGUGGGUGCAGUAUGAGCAGAGCGCCAAAGAGGGUGUGUUUUGCAGGAACAACGACAAUAGCACACUGCGGCAUCUCGGAUUCUGGAGCUCGUGGUCCUAGGUUGGGUUACUCUCCGCUCAGGAGCACCGGGGGUAAGAGUGUUUUAUUACUAAAAAACUAUAACCACACAGAUACUCCGCAACCCGGAUACCGAACACCCACCACAGAUGGACAUCAUCGGGGAAGCAGCCGUGAGUAUGUACCCGGCUGUGACAGAUCAGAUAACUCGAUCAGACAAGCUUCAGUGUGUCCACCAAGUGCGGUAACAAACAGCUGUGUGGAUAAUAUUAAUAGCACGGAUGGACGGCCGCCCAGAACUGCUAAAGGCCGCGUAAGAUUGUACAGGGUCCGUUCUUUCGUGGCUACAACAUUGGGUUACAAUAACAGAGGAAACGGUGGUGUUACUUUGAACGGCGUCACAGAUGGCACGCGGGGCGGGAGUACUGUCAAUCCCGUGCUCCCUCAGGCACGUCCUUUAGGUGGCCAUAAGGGUCUCCCAGACGGCCAAGAAGGGCAGCCGGGGUCUGGUGCCCAAGCGUGCGGUGUCGUCAGCAGCCGCGCUAUUGGUAGAAAAGGCCCAGAGAGACACACCAAUAGCAUUGUUCAAAACGAUAGCAUUCAAGUACCUAAGGAACAGACUGUGGAGGAAAAUGGUGUGGAAUUAACCCAGAACAAUGCCACAGGGGUAUGUGGGGACCCGGCUGAGGGCACAGCCCUGGGAGCAGAGAGGGUGCCUGUGGAAACCCUUAGCGCAGAGGCGCUGGAAGCAGGUGCCAGCCAGGCCCAGCACAGGCAGGGGCAGCUGGAGGAGCGUACAGAGAGGUUGUGGCGCCGCCUGCAGGUGGUGCAGGUGAAGCAGAUGGAGAGGCAUGUCGUACAGCAGUUGCAGGGGCUGGCGGGGGCCAUGGGCCCGAGGAGAGAGGGAGGACGGGCCCGCUUGCAGCAGGCCUCAAGGCCCCCGCACAUGCCCAGUUCUGGGGAGCUGAGCAGGCUGGCCAGGAGCUGCAGUGAAGCCCUCCGUACAGCAGAGGGAGCUCUUGACUCUGACCACACCGCCAGUAGCUCUGGAGGGGAGAGUGAGAGUGAGGAGAGAGAUGGGGACUCCACCCCAGCUUGGAAGAACACAAUCCAGAACAGCACUGAAUGGCAGUGGGCGAAAUGCCGGGCGGGGCUGGGCAGCAGGUGGGUGUGGCUGCAGGCUCAAGUGUCAGAGCUGGAGUACCGAAUCCGCGCCCUGACGGAGCUGUAUACCCACCUGAGACAGGGCAAGGGUAGGGGUGUCCUACAGCCCACCAGCAGCCCGCCCCUCCCAGUGACCCCCUUGCGUGCGUCCCGGCCCUCUCACCCUCCAAACAGCUCCCUCUGCAGCGCCUCCGAAUUGCCCCAGAAUGCCCUCAGGAAGAAGCCGACGGAGGAGUCCCCCCACCCGCCCCCCGAACCCCCGGGCUCCCCCCCUUCCGCUGCCAGGGCCCGCCCCCUGCUGCGACAGCGCCGGCGCAAGCUGAUCCGCCUCGGGGGGUCCGUGCCGCUCGCAGCAAAGGCUGUGAGCGUGCAGUGCUGGUGUACACCCCCAGCAGUCUGUGUACUGUGUGCAGACAGCCCUCCCCGCUGUCCCAUUGAUAAAGGGGCGUCACCAUGGGUACAGUGGGCCCAGCUGGACCUCUGUCUGCACCCCGUCCUGUCCUUUCCCCCUGACGUGCCCCUGGCGCUGCGGUGUGGAGUCCCGCCGCGGGCCGGCCCCCGCUCCCACAAACCCGCGCGGCCGGCGGGGAUGCCGCCUCCCCCCUCCUGGCUGGCCAGGCGGGGCCCGGGCUCCCAGAAGCCGGGCAGGCUGAAGAGAAGACCAGCCUGUGCCCCCCCGCUGCACGGCCACCUCCCCCCUGCCCACGACAGAACAGGCGAGCGGCCCCAGAGAGGCCUGGUCAAUCUGCCGUUCCUCUGCCAACGGACGUGUUCCACAGACCUCACCUUCCGACCCGCCACCCCCCCGGCGCCCGACACCCCCACACAGCCCACACGCCGUCGGCGAGGGGAGAGCUCUUUUGACAUUGAUAAUCUGGUGAUGCCUCUGGGUUUGGCUGGUCUAGGGGGCGGGGCCAGAGUACAGAAACUGCAGUACAAAGAGAUCCUCACUCCCAGCUGGAGGCAGCUGGACUCUCCCUCAGCGGUCCCUGCUGGUCAGGUGCCCCCCAGCCCUGAUCCCCCUGAAGAGGAGCAGAGGGCCACUGCAGAGCAGGAGCAGGAGAAGGAGCAGGAGGAAGAGGAGGUGGAAGAUCUUUCGGACGCUGCCUUCCUGUGCCGGCACGCGCAGUGUGAGCAGAGGGAGAGAAGUCGCUGGGGCAGCUGGGCACAGCGUCGGCGUAGGGGCAGGUCCUCCUAUCGCGGUGACGGGAAACUGGGCCCCAGGACGCCCGAGCAGCCCCCCUCACCCGAACCCAGGGCCCGCUUGCCUUCAGACGGUGGCUCGUGGCCUUCAAGUCCGCAGGAGACUCCCAGCACCCCCGGCCCUGUGGAGGAGCCCUCCUUCUUCGCUCUGGAGGAGGAGCAGCUGGCGGCGUUGCCAUGGGAGCGCCGGUCGUUCCCGCUGUCAGAGGCAGAGCUGCAGUGGCUGCAGGAGGAAGAGGAAGAAGAGCACCCGGAGGACCCUAGCUCCACCAGCGCCCGCAGCCAGAGCACUGACUCGGGCAUCUCCGUGGGCAGCCUGGAGCUCUCCCCCAUCGCCCUCUUGUCCCCGCCACCACCAGUCCGCCAGGGUCAGGACCUCUCCCCAAAACCCCCGGCCGCCUUCCCCUCCGAAACUCAGGACUCCCCCUCCCUCCAGCCCCCUGAGUCAUCCCUGCCCCCUGUUCCCCUCUCCCUUUCCCCUAAGCCACCCCCUCCGCUGCUGCAGACACGCCCAGCCCCCAGCUGAAACGCAGAGCGAGGGAGUGGCCCCGCCUGUUUUGGUACCUCA
Anguilla rostrata (American eel) is the source of this 3770-nucleotide messenger RNA. Its product is annotated as KAT8 regulatory NSL complex subunit 1. Gene Ontology annotation, molecular function: histone acetyltransferase binding. Gene Ontology annotation, cellular component: NSL complex. Bases 153 to 3728 code for a protein of 1191 amino acids. NCBI's taxonomy places the organism in Eukaryota, Metazoa, Chordata, Actinopteri, Anguilliformes, Anguillidae. The transcript is spliced from 12 exons. The record is from RefSeq and is a predicted model, not a curated record.